UGUGAAUAAAACCAAAACCUGUUUCUUCUUGUUGUCUUCUCAUACAAAUCUCACUUCAGUAGAAGGAGACAACUCCAACUGCAUACUUAAUUAAACCCAAUGCUACCUGCUUCCAAUUAAUCUAACCAAAUACUACCAAACCAUGCCUCCUUCUUCUUCUUUUUCUACUUCCAAAUCUCCAUCGACAAAAACUUCCAUCAUUUUCACAUUUGUUUCUAUCCUACUUCUGUUUGUCCCUUCAGUCGUGUCGCUACCCAAGAACGAAACCGCAUUCAGACCAAUGCAAGAGUUAAAGAAGCUCAAAAGGAUCAGAACCCAUCUCAAGAAGAUCAAUAAGCCAUCAAUCAAGACCAUUCAGAGUCCUGAUGGAGACUUGAUAGAUUGUGUUCUUUCUCAUCUUCAACCAGCAUUUGAUCAUCCUAAGCUCAAAGGACAGAAGCUAUUGGAACCACCAUUGGAGAGGCCAAAUGGGCAUAACUCCAGUGAUGAAACCAUUGAGACCUUCCAACUCUGGGCACAAUCCAACGAAUUCUGCCCAGAAGGCACAAUUCCCAUCAGAAGAACUACAGAAAAAGAUGUUCUACGCGCAAGUUCUCUCCAACGAUUCGGAAGAAAGAUCCGAGGGCGUGUUAGACACGACACGACGAGCGGGGGUCAUGAACAUGCAGUUGCUUUUGUGAAUGGAGAUCAAUACUACGGAGCUAAGGCGAGUAUAAACGUAUGGACACCUAUGGUUACAGAUCCAUAUGAAUUCAGUUUGUCACAAUUAUGGGUUAUCUCUGGUUCGUUUGGCAAUGAUCUGAAUACUGUAGAAGCUGGUUGGCAGGUAAGCCCAGAACUAUAUGGAGAUGGUUAUCCUAGAUUUUUCACUUACUGGACGACUGAUGCAUACCAAGCCACAGGAUGCUACAACUUACUGUGUUCGGGAUUUGUUCAAACAAACAACAGGAUCGCUAUAGGUGCGGCGGUCUCUCCGAGGUCAUCGUACAAGGGUAAACAGUUCGAUAUCGGCAUCAUGAUAUGGAAGGACCCUAAACAUGGACACUGGUGGCUGCAAUUCGGAUCAGGACUGCUCAUCGGCUAUUGGCCAUCGUUCUUGUUCAGCCAUCUACAAAGACAUGCAAGUAUGAUCCAGUUUGGAGGGGAGAUAGUGAACUCAAGAUCAAGGGGAUAUCACACUUCAACACAGAUGGGCAGUGGUCAUUUUGCAGAUGAAGGGUUUGGGAAAGCUUCGUAUUUUCGAAACUUGAAGGUCGUCGAUUGGGACAACAGCUUGCUUCCUCUAACAAACCUCCAUCUCUUGGCUGAUCACCCAAACUGUUAUGAUAUCAAAGCAGGCAAAAACAAUGUCUGGGGGAAUUACAUCUACUAUGGAGGUCCUGGAAAGAAUGGAAGGUGUCAAUGAAGAAAACCACUUUGCUCUAUAAAUUC
Messenger RNA from Cynara cardunculus var. scolymus (artichoke), 1431 nucleotides. RefSeq lists its product as uncharacterized. Bases 143 to 1405 code for a protein of 420 amino acids. The transcript is spliced from 7 exons. The record is from RefSeq and is a predicted model, not a curated record. Lineage: Eukaryota; Viridiplantae; Streptophyta; Magnoliopsida; Asterales; Asteraceae.